This is a messenger RNA of Merops nubicus (carmine bee-eater), 1054 nucleotides long. Its product is annotated as vinculin-like. The record is from RefSeq and is a predicted model, not a curated record. Gene Ontology annotation, biological process: cell adhesion. Gene Ontology annotation, cellular component: actin cytoskeleton. Lineage: Eukaryota; Metazoa; Chordata; Aves; Coraciiformes; Meropidae. Gene Ontology annotation, molecular function: actin filament binding; structural molecule activity.
GCUUUUCAGUGAAACUGUGAAUCUGAAGUAUGACUUCUUUCUUCUGCAGGUUGGAAAAGAGACUGUGCAGACAACGGAAGACCAGAUCUUGAAAAGGGAUAUGCCACCAGCAUUUAUCAAAGUGGAGAAUGCCUGCACGAAACUUGUUCGGGCAGCCCAGAUGCUGCAAGCAGAUCCUUAUUCAGUACCAGCUCGUGACUAUCUCAUUGAUGGGUCAAGAGGCAUCCUGUCUGGAACGUCAGACUUGCUUCUGACAUUUGAUGAAGCAGAGGUCCGUAAAAUCAUCCGAGUCUGCAAAGGAAUAUUGGAAUAUCUGACUGUGGCGGAAGUAGUAGAGACUAUGGAGGAUUUGGUGACAUACACAAAGAAUCUAGGGCCAGGAAUGACAAAGAUGGCCAAAAUGAUUGAUGAGAGACUGGAAUUAACUCAUCAGGAGCAUAGGGUUAUGCUGGUAAACUCAAUGAAUACCGUGAAGGAGCUAUUGCCAGUACUGAUUUCAGCGAUGAAGAUUUUCGUAACCACAAAAAAUUCUAAGAGCCAGGGAAUAGAAGAGGCCCUGAAAAACCGCAAUUUCACAGUGGAGAAAAUGAGUGCUGAGAUAAAUGAAAUAAUCCGUGUCUUACAGCUCACUUCCUGGGAUGAAGAUGCCUGGGCGAGCAAGGACACUGAAGCCAUGAAAAGAGCUUUAGCCUUAAUAGAUUCAAAGAUGAAUCAGGCAAAAGGUUGGCUGAGAGAUCCAAAUGCACCUCCAGGGGACGCUGGUGAGCAGGCAAUAAGGCAGAUCCUUGAUGAAGCUGGAAAAGCAGGAGAACUGUGUGCAGGCAAGGAACGCAGGGAGAUUCUGGGAACAUGCAAAACACUGGGCCAGAUGACUGAUCAACUGGCUGACCUCCGAGCUAGAGGACAGGGUGGUACACCCAUGGCUAUGCAGAAAGCUCAGCAGGUGUCACAAGGUCUGGAUUUGCUCACUGCAAAAGUGGAGAAUGCAGCCCGCAAAUUGGAGGCCAUGACAAACUCUAAGCAGGCAAUUGCUAAGAAGAUUGAUGCUGCUCAG